Molecule: messenger RNA, 1416 nt
Organism: Thlaspi arvense
Lineage: Eukaryota; Viridiplantae; Streptophyta; Magnoliopsida; Brassicales; Brassicaceae
Source: the annotation of a GenBank genome assembly
AUGACUUGCACUGUUCUGUUAAGUAACUGUAAGUUUGACUUUGCGAAAAUUCAAUGUCUCUCAGACUCAGACUCACUCACUGAGAAACCUCCAAAUCGUGAGGAACCAAUCCAUAGCUCCAGAUCUAGCUCUCUUAGAUCUGAUUCCAUGGAUUGCUCUCUUCUUCUAAUCUCUCUCUUACUCACAAUUCCUUCAUUUGCUGCCUCUUCUUAUGUGGAAGAACAAAAUAGAGACAGGAUCAUUGAGUUACCUGGACAACCUAGUAAUGUCGAUUUCAGACAGUACUCAGGUUACAUUACUGUGAAUGAAGAACGUGGAAGGGCUUUGUUCUACUGGCUUGUCGAGUCUCCAUCGACCCGUGACCCAAAGUCUAGACCUUUGGUUCUGUGGCUCAAUGGAGGUCCUGGUUGUUCCUCUGUUGCCUAUGGUGCUGCUGAAGAAAUCGGACCUUUUCGUGUUGGGUCUGAUGGGAAAACUCUUCACCCCAAACUUUAUGCUUGGAAUAAAUUAGCGAACUUGCUUUUCUUGGAGUCUCCAGCUGGAGUUGGUUUCUCAUAUACAAACACCACUUCAGAUCUCUACACAACCGGUGAUCAGAGAACUGGUCAUUUUGUUCCUCAGUUGUCUAAACUCGUCUAUGAAAGAAACAAGGGCUUCAAGAGCCCUGCGAUAAACCUCAAAGGCUUUAUGGUGGGAAAUGCUGUUACAGAUGACUACCAUGAUUAUAUAGGAACAUUCGAAUACUGGUGGAAUCACGGUCUCAUAUCCGAUUCCACUUAUCACCAACUAAAGACGGCGUGCUACUCAGUAUCAUCUCAGCAUCCUUCACUACAGUGUAUGGAAGCUUUGAGAAACGCCGAACUAGAGCAAGGAAACAUCGAUCCGUAUAGCAUUUUCACCAAACCCUGCAACAAUACUGUACAGCUCAAGAGCUUCUUGAGGCCAUGGAUGUCAAGAGCAUAUGAUCCUUGUACAGAGAGGUAUGCGAAUGUGUACUUUAACCGCGUGGAAGUUCAGAAGGCUCUACACGCAAAUGUCACUCGCUUGCCUUACCCUUGGAAAUCAUGCAGUGACAUUGUAGGAAGCUAUUGGACAGAUUCACCUGUUUCUAUGCUACCAAUAUACAGAGAACUGAUUGCUGCAGGUCUCAAAAUAUGGGUCUUCAGUGGAGAUACAGACGCGGUGGUUCCUGUGACUGCAACCCGAUACUCUGUAGAUGCACUGAAGCUGGCUACCAUCACCAACUGGUACCCUUGGUACGAUCAUGGCAAGGUUGGUGGAUGGAGUCAAGUGUACAAAGGGCUUACAUUAGUGACAGUAGCAGGAGCUGGUCAUGAAGUGCCUCUACACCGUCCUCGUCAAGCCUUUAUUCUUUUCAGAUCCUUUCUAGAGAAUAAACCGAUGCCAAUGACCUGA